Molecule: messenger RNA, 1152 nt
Organism: Mesorhabditis spiculigera
Lineage: Eukaryota; Metazoa; Nematoda; Chromadorea; Rhabditida; Rhabditidae
Source: the annotation of a GenBank genome assembly
AUGGUCUUUUGGCCGCGUUUACUCAUCUCGUGGGUCGGCGGGUGCAAAGUGGAUCUAGCCAAACGCUGCUGGGAACUCGGCGAAGAUUCGUUCCUCAACUCCACCCGAGAAGCCGUCGACGUCAAGCUGCGUGGGCUGGUGAACAACGCGACACAACGAUUCGAAGUCCUCACCGGCUUGCAUAAUGUGUUAUCCCCGGUCUGGCGAUACUGGAACGCAAUGUUCUUUGCGGUCACGACCUAUACCACGAUUGGAUAUGGGAACAUCACCGCAAAAACGCGACUCGGAAGGCUAGCUGCUAUGGUCUAUGCCGUCAUCGGAAUUCCUCUGAUGCUGAUGAUAUUGCAUAAACUCGGUAGAAGCUGUCUGAACGUCUUGGACAAGUUUUGGGACUAUUGCUUACGGGCGUUCGACUUCAUCUUCUGCACCGCCUAUUCCUACCGCCAGAAAAACAGCGACCAGGAUCGAAUCACCGAAAUGCCGUUAAUUCUGGCCAUUGGAGUCGCCUUUGGCUACAUGUUCUUCUGCGCGGCCAUUUUCCUCUAUUUUGAAGAGGACUGGGAUUACUUCAAGAGUUUUUACUUCUUUUUCUGCUCACUGACGACGAUAGGCUACGGAGACGUCACCCCGACAAAUUCCGAGGACAUGUUCACCAUCUUCUUUUUCAUCCUGAUUGGACUGUCAUUAGUGUCGAUGUGUAUCAAUGUGAUCCAGUUGAAGCUGGAGAAGCUGUUUGAGGAGAUGCUACUCAUGAUGGUAGAGGAAUACAGCGUUGAUCCGGAUGCUGGGCCGAUGAGGGGAGAGCGAUUGAGUAUGCUCGAUAUGUGGAGAUUAUGGAGACGUCGCAAUGAGCGUCUUCAGAAGGAGAAAAAGGAGAAUAGGGCUAACUUGGCCGACCCGCGCCGAACCGGAAGCAUUCUCGGCAUUGACCUCGUUGCUGCCGUCGAGUCGAGAGGAUUCGCCGGAGCCAAACUGCCUAGAGGAGCCCCUAGAGGCCUCAUCGUCCCCGCUACGCUGCACUCCAGCCAGCCGCAAGUCCAACAGCAACCCUCCGAGGUGCAACGCCUCAUCGCAGAACUCGAUGCCCGCCUCCGUUCCGCCCGCGCAAUCCUCACCCCCUCCCCCUACACAACUAGCAACGAUUCUUUUUUG